Penicillium bovifimosum is the source of this 4440-nucleotide messenger RNA. Its product is annotated as CCR4-NOT core ubiquitin-protein ligase subunit MOT2. Lineage: Eukaryota; Fungi; Ascomycota; Eurotiomycetes; Eurotiales; Aspergillaceae. Gene Ontology annotation, molecular function: nucleic acid binding; ubiquitin-protein transferase activity. Gene Ontology annotation, cellular component: CCR4-NOT complex. Bases 1 to 4440 code for a protein of 1479 amino acids. Gene Ontology annotation, biological process: protein ubiquitination. The transcript is spliced from 6 exons. The record is from RefSeq and is a predicted model, not a curated record.
AUGUCAUUGAUUGACUCUGUCAUCGAUGAUGAUGAUGAGUUCUGCCCCCUGUGCAUUGAAGAGUUUGAUCUCUCCGACAAGAAUUUCAAGCCGUGCCCGUGUGGAUAUCAGAUCUGCCAAUUCUGCUACAAUAACAUUAAGACGCAGAAUGAGGAAGGAAGAUGUCCUAACUGCCGGCGCCGAUAUGAUGAAAGUACCAUCCAGUACAAGAUACCGGACGUUGAGGAAUUCAAAGCGGAUCUGGCUUUGAAACACCGCAAAGCGGCCGCCGCCAGAAAGAAGGAAGUCGAAAAGCGCGAAAUCGAGACUUCUAGUCGAAAGAAUUUAGCCGGCGUCCGAGUCGUCCAGAAGAACCUUGUCUACGUUAUUGGCCUCAAUCCUACGAUCCGAGACGAAAACCAGCUACUUCAAACACUUCGUGGUCGGGAAUAUUUCGGUCAGUAUGGCGAGAUCGAGAAGAUCGUGGUUAGCAAGGCGAAGCCCGGUGGCAACCCCAACCAAGGAAUCGGCGUUUAUGUGACUUUCUCGCGCAAGGCCGAUGCUGCGAUGUGUAUUAACGCCGUGGACGGUUCUGGGAAUGGUGACCGGGUUCUCAGAGCGCAAUAUGGAACAACUAAAUAUUGCUCAUCCUUCCUGCGCAACGAGCAGUGCAAUAACCGAAAUUGCACCUUCUUGCACGAAACCGGGGAGGACAGCGAUAGUUACAGCCGCCAGGACCUCUCGUCGAUGAACACGAUCUCGACUCAACGCCAGAACCUCCCUCCGCCUAACCACGGGCGAUCAGCCCAACCGAUUUCCCAUCCCAUGCGCCGCCAACCCAGCAAGGAGGACUCAAUCAGCAGUCGCGGGGGCAUACCAGACGGCCCGGCUCUCCCGUCGUCUGCUAGUUGGGCUAACAAAGAUGCUGCAAUUCAUCGAGCCAGAAGGGCUAGUCUUACGGGCAGUCAGGCAUCUAAUAGCCCACGGCCUGCGACGGUCAAUGUUGCAACUCCAACUGAAGAACCAAAGCGAGUAGAAAAGCCCUCUCCAAUUACAUCCCAAGUCGAACCUCAAACCCCUGCAUCGAAGCCACGUCCUCGCCGUGCAACUCAACCCCCGAAGCGACCGUCGCCAUUCGAAGCUCUGAUCAAGGACAUCAACUCGCCAGAUUUCAAGUUCACUUUCAGCAUGGCCGGGUUGAGUGCCGAAGAAGCGAAAUUGAUAAAAGAUUACCCGUCUUUCAUCGAUCCGUAUGGCGGCGUCAAGCGCAGGGCUAUGCGCGAGAAAGUCGAGCAGGAGCGUCAGAGUCGCGAACAGGAACUGCUUCAAUCCGUUGCAGCUGAAGAGGACAGUCGUGAAGCCGGCAGUCUGCAGCUAGGUGGCGAGCCAGAGGAGAUUAAUCCCCCGCGGAAUCGCCAAACACGGGAGUCUCACGGUGCUAUUCAACCCCCUUCACAGCAGGACACUGCAGACAAUUCAACGGUUGGAUCUCCUGUCUCUGCGACGAGUCAUCAAUUCCAGGGUUUGAACCUCGCUGGGCGAAGCCUAACUCCUCUACAACAACAGCAGUUGAUGCUCCUCAAGUCAGCCGGUAAUCAACAAGCUGGUCUGGCCGAUCCUUUAAGCUCUGCCGCUCUGGAGCAGGCCGCUCAGGCUCGUCAAGGCCUUGUGCACAACCAGAUGGCACAAUUCAAUGCGCUGCAGGCAGCACAGCACCGACAGUCUUCCCGAUUUUCUUUCGCCAGCGAUGCCGGUUCCAAGAAUAUGCCCAAUGCGCGCAUGUUGAGCCAGCUGCAAUCUGCCUCUCCUAAUCCUCUUUCCGCUCCAAGCCCUCAACAUGGUCUUGCAGCGAGCGGCUUCUAUGCCAGUGGUGUCCAAGGUCCGCCGCCAGGCCUAAAGACCGCUGGCACCCCUCCGAUUAGUGGCGGUGGAAUGUUCGCUCAGGGACAUGGGUUCACCUCUGGGCUUGGCGCCAACGGUGUGAAGCAAGACCCAACUCCGGAGCUCAUGCGUGAGCUUCUGCGUGGACGAACUGGUACGAACGUUGGUGGAUUACAAGGCCAGGAGGCUGCUAAGCGUGAGUUCAUGUUUCCUUUCCUUCCACAGCACAAUACCCCGCCCCCCAUGACUCCUGCCAAUGGCCUUCUCGGCUCCUUCUACGGGCCCCCAACGGGUGCAAUGCCUGAUUCGGGUGGUCCGCAGAAGCAGAAGAAGAAGGGGAAGAAGCACAGACACGCUAACACUUCCUCCGGUGGAGGUGGUGUAGUAGAUCUUGCGGACCCGAGCAUUUUACAAGCGAGAAUGCAUCAGAUCGGUGCGAAUGCUACAGUUGGGCAAGCGUUGUACGGGAGUCAGGGUCAAGGUGGGUACAACUCCUCGAUGGUGUAUGGUGGUGGCAUCAUGAAUGAAGAUUUCCCACCUCUUAUGGAUCAAUCCAAAGAUUGGCGGACCGUUGACAGCUUUGGGUUUCUGAAGUCUCAGUUGCCUAGCGAGUCAGCAGGUCGUGCUGGGACCCCAACCCUACCACCUGGCCUGCCUUUGCCCCAUGCUCAUCCCUCGUCUUCCGUCUUUCAUGAACAUGCUGGUUCCUCGCAGCCGUCCUCUCCUGCUCCAAUCCUGCCCCCUGGUCUGACAGACAGUAUUUCACGACUUAACAGUCCCUCGCAGAACAACUCCAUUGCUAGCCCGUCCCGUCCCUUGAGUCCCGAACUCAACGCGACCGGCCUUCUAAAGUCCAGCCGCGUGAAAGAUGCUUCUCAAAUCUCUCUCGGCUCGCCCGUGCAAAAGUCCGCGAGCAAGGCUCGGUUACAGCAGAAAAGCGAGUUCAAAGAUGGUCCCGAUUUCAAAGACCCCCCUUCCAAGGCAGCGAAUCAGUCGCAACCGACUUCUGCCACAUCCAGAGGGAGUCCACUUGAUUUUGCUAUGCCAUUAGCCCCUUCAACCAAGAUUGAGCCAGUACCGCGUCCUGGCUCUGUCUCUGUAAUUGGGUCGCGGCCGGACACACCACAAACCAGUGCAUCUCGCCUAUCUGACUCCCCGGCUUCUCGUCAGCCUCGUAUCCUUCGCGUGGUAGACACACCGAAAACCGAAACUCCACCCAUUGUGACCGCGCCAUCUGUGCCCGCCUCUGUGGUUGGAGGUGCUAAGUCGCGCUCUCGGAGGCAAAGUAUAUCGUCUGUUAGCAUCCCUGGCACUCCUGGUGAUCUUGGAUGGGAUGGUGAUUUCUAUGCCUCCACAACUGCCUCUCGUGCCAAUUCCCCUCCCGCCUCUUCUCGUAUCGGCUCUGCCCCCGUUCGCACCAUGACCAAGAGCCAGGUCAAGAAGGAACGGAAGCAAAAGGCCAAGGAGGCAGAGGCUAAGAAGGUCGAAACUCUAGCUGUGGAGGAGCCUGUCCAAGCUCCUAUCAUGGGUCGAAAGCGCAAGACUAAGAAGGCCCCCGCAGCCACUGUGAGCACAACUGAUGCACCCGCUGUGAGUGGUGCUGAGAAUACGAGCCCUGUGAAGCUAGCAGAGGCUUCUCCAGUGAAGGCGGAGCCCAAGGUUGAGACUGCAAAGAAAGUGAAAGUCAAGGAGGCCAAGCCUGUAAAUGAACCUACUCCUCCUCCUGUUCAAGAGCCAACUGCACAGAAGGAAAUUCCUGCGGAGCCGUGGCGUUCUAACAAUACUGUUGGACAAUUGGUCAAAGAUGCCGAGGCCCUUGGAAAGUCUAUCAAGGAUCUUUUCCUGGAGCGCACCAAGCCCCUCCAUGAGUUGCUUGCUGAGAUGCACAAAUCAGGUGAACUAGAUCUCAACAAGAGUUCACUUUUCAAUCCCAGCAAUUUGAGCCAGCGGACCGACAUGAAAUACUCGGUGCUUGAUCACCCCCGCGGGUGCGUCCUGCGCCACCUCGAGCCGGAGGAGGAAGAACGGUACCUCGAAUUGGAGAAGAACAUGGCUAUCAUCUCCGAUCCUUCCAUGAUUGGAGAUGACGCAAGCAACCCCAGCGGAGGCUUGGAAGCGCUUUUCGCCAACCCGGAAAAGUUCAACAUCUGCUGGGUCGACGAUAUGCCCACUCGCCUGGGCGCCACAUCGCCUUGUUCUUCCCUGCAGGCGGCCGAAUCCGUCAUCCCGCCGAACGUGCUCUCGGCAAUGGAAGCAGACAGCACCCGUAACCACGACUGGGCUGUUGCCAACUCGGCGGAAUUUCUCAAUACCACUCCUGCGGCCGUCCGUUCGUUCGCUGCAGCCACAGCCCAGCACAUGCUGGGCAAUCCGGGUAUGCUCGGGGCUAAUCCCACCUUGGAUGAUGUCGCCGGUCUGACCAAUGAGGAGUUGAAGGAUCUCUCCGGUCGUUCUCAGAAGGAUCUUGAGCUUACCCGGAAAGAGAUGGAAUCUCUGGACAAGAAGUUCGCCGCGCUCCUCCGACGCAAUAAGAAGCUUCAGCAGCAAGCAUUGAGUUUUGCUGCUGGAUCGGAGGUGUAG